AAUUUAUUUCGGACUAACUAAAAUGGAAUCAACCUCUGAAGAGUCAAAAAGCACUGAUAUCAGAUGGAAUAUCUGUGUAGAUGGGUCAGAUAUCUGUGUUAGUGCCUUUAACACAGUUUUUAAGAACCUCAGAAAGAGUGAUGACUAUACUAUAGUUACACAUGUCUCUAACGACUCAAAAACUUAUCUUGAUAUGAAGUACAAGCCUGAUAUCAUCAAACAGGAUUAUGAGUCGUGGAUGAUAGGACUUCACUCCAGUAAAUGGGAGCUUGUGUUCCACAAAAAGGAAUCUGGCCUAACCACUCAGGAACAGAUAGUAGAGCUUGCCGAGAAUUAUAGGUCUGAUAUUCUUGUCCUGGGUUAUCAUGGAAGAAAAGGAGCUAAGGAAGACCCAACUCUUCUGGGCUCAAAUGUAGACUUAAUGGCUCAAAACCCUGUAUGCCCUCUGCUUGUCAUUAAGAGAGAAGAGAACAGAGAGGAUAAAGAAAAUAAGGGAUUUAGAUUUGUAGUUUGUAUAGACGGUAGGACAAAAUCUUAUAAAGCCCUAAAUACGGUUACUCAAGUAAUGGAUAAAGAAAAAGAUGAAGUCAUAGUUUUGACUGUUUCAAGAGAAGUCAUUGAUACAGAAGCUGUUAAGGAAAGAACAUCAGGGUUCUUAGAUGAAGCUGGGGUGAAGAAUCACCACUGUGAACUCCUGGAAAGAGAAUUUGAUGAAAGAUAUUUUGAAGCAUUAAUAGACUAUAUCAAUGUUGAUGACACCCCAUAUGUAGAUUUUGUUGUCCUUGCAAAUAGAGGAAUUGAGAAUAAGCAUUAUAGCAAAGAUAAGUACCUCGGAAAGGUUGCAAAGGAGGUCCUGUUCCAAUCAAAAGCUAAUGUUCUCCUGGUUACAUAAUUUCUUGGAAUUUAUUCUUGUUCAAUAGAA
Messenger RNA from Moneuplotes crassus, 922 nucleotides. NCBI's taxonomy places the organism in Eukaryota, Ciliophora, Spirotrichea, Euplotida, Euplotidae. The record is from the annotation of a GenBank genome assembly.